AUGGAAAGAAUAAUUAAUUAUAUUGAAAAUAGCUUUGAAGAUGUCACUUUACCAUCUAUAAUAUUUUCAAAUGACCAUAAUUUAGUGGAUACAUUGACCCAUAUUCCAGAAGAAAAUUAUUAUUUAAUAUAUAAUGGAAAAAUAUUAAAAAAUGGAAUAAAUGAUUUAAAGUGUAUGAAAAAUGCCAUUGUACAAAUUAAUUAUAGGCUUCGAGGUGGUAAAGGAGGUUUUGGAGCUUUAUUAAAAGCAUUUAGAAUAUCAAAAUCCUCAAAUCAAAGAGAUUCUAGAGAUUUGAGUGGUAGGCGAAUUUCUGAUAUAGAAGAAGAAAAACGAAUAUUAAAAUGGAUUGAAGGGCAAAGUAAACGUGAACUGGAGGCUGCUAAAAAGAAACUUGCAAAAUAUAUAAAAUGUAAAAAUUCAUUAGAUGGUGUUUCAAAACAUAAAAUUACAAAUGAUAAAUAUUUAAAAGUUAAAGCGUUGAUUGAUAGUGAAUUAAGUAGAGCUUUGGAGGAAACAAACAAUAUUGAUGAAGAAAAAAGUAGUGAUGAUAUUUGUGAUAAUAAAGAAAAAGAAGAGAUUACAAUUUCAGAAGAUGAAAAUGAAAAGAAUUUGGAAAAAGAAUCUGAUAACGAUAGUGACUGUGAUUUUUCAGAUUUAAAUGCUGGACCAAAUACAUUUGGAAAAUCAAAGAAAAAAAAAUCAUCUUAA
Messenger RNA from Strongyloides ratti, 708 nucleotides. RefSeq names its product Protein SDE2 homolog. The record is from RefSeq and is a predicted model, not a curated record. Lineage: Eukaryota; Metazoa; Nematoda; Chromadorea; Rhabditida; Strongyloididae. Gene Ontology annotation, cellular component: nucleus. The coding region runs from base 1 to 708 and encodes 235 amino acids. The transcript has 2 exons.